AUGGAGGAGAAGAUCAAGAACUACAGGACUGCUCCGUUCGACGCCCGCUUCCCCAACACCAACCAGACCCGCAACUGUUUCCAGAACUACCUGGAUUUCCACAGAUGCAACAAAGCUCUGUCCGCCAAAGACCAGGACACGGCUCCCUGUGAGUGGUACCAGAGGGUCUACAAGAGCCUCUGCCCCAUGAGCUGGGUUCAGAAAUGGGACGAGCAGCUGGAGGCGGGAAGUUUCCCCGGAAAGAUCUGA
Molecule: messenger RNA, 249 nt
Organism: Anoplopoma fimbria (sablefish)
Lineage: Eukaryota; Metazoa; Chordata; Actinopteri; Perciformes; Anoplopomatidae
Product: cytochrome c oxidase subunit 6B1-like
Exons: 3
Coding region: 1-249 (82 amino acids)
Cellular component (GO): respiratory chain complex IV; mitochondrion
Source: RefSeq, a predicted model, not a curated record